Messenger RNA from Talaromyces rugulosus, 1593 nucleotides. RefSeq lists its product as uncharacterized. Gene Ontology annotation, biological process: zinc ion transmembrane transport. The record is from RefSeq and is a predicted model, not a curated record. The transcript is spliced from 3 exons. Gene Ontology annotation, cellular component: membrane. Gene Ontology annotation, molecular function: zinc ion transmembrane transporter activity. NCBI's taxonomy places the organism in Eukaryota, Fungi, Ascomycota, Eurotiomycetes, Eurotiales, Trichocomaceae. The coding region runs from base 1 to 1593 and encodes 530 amino acids.
AUGGGGCUCGAUGAAAAUGACACCCGGGGCUGGGUGAUGAGCGGCGUCUCUGGAGUCGCUUGUAUCAUCGGUGCCGGUAUCAUCUGUGUGGAUUUAGUCAUACGUUCCUGCUGUGGUUUCAAAAGAUUCGACAUCACCACCAACUCGACAUUCUUAUCAUCGUCCAUGGGGUUGAGCGCCGGGGUUAUGGUCUUUUCCUCCUUGUAUAGCAUGCUACCCACAUCAAAAGAAUAUCUCGCUCGCUCAGGCCUGUCCGGGCCAGCUGCGGCCUAUACAUUGAUUGGCCUUUUUUUGGCCGGCGUGGUGGUCAUCAGUAUCUUCUCGGAUAUCGUCCAUCGCUACAUACCUUCCCAUAUCGUCGAUUGUACGCACACGCACGAGCCAACGGACGAAGAUCUCGAGCAUGGACGCGACGCCAUCAGUCAUAGUUCCCAGCAUUGGUACAGGGACACCUCCACCAAACCUCAGGAUGAAGAAAACGCCGAGGAGGGGCAACAAGAUAACGAGCACACACCUCUCAUUAACAAGGGGUCUAGUCAUCGCAAUGCGCAGUCUACACCAAUUCUGGUUUCCCGAGCCACUUGUCAGAUCCCGCCAUCGCCAUACCAGGAGUCAAUUCAACGCCGGCUGGGCCGUCAUGUUCACAAGUUCUUUCACGGGACGAAAGAAGUCUGCGAUGAAAGUGGGCCUUGUUAUGGGUUUUCCCAAGCUUGCGGGACAGAAUGUCAAAAGGUCAAAGAUUCGAGGAACGUCGCUGCUGUAGUCACUCCACUGGGCGUCUCAAGCCACCCACGCCGGAUUCAGCCUUUGACGAUAGAUCCGGGCCAGCAUUCGCACGACAGUGUACCCGACACUCCUUUGACUGUACGGCGUAUCCCGCUGGUCAGCCAAAGCGGUUCCGAAAUUCAUCGUUCAGAAGAUGAACAUCGUGGUCCGGAUUAUUUCGGGCAAGAUGCUGAUCAACAGGCUUCGUCGCAAGGAGAGGAUGUUGAUGACGAGUUGGCUACAAAUGGAAACCAUCUGCCCAGUCCUGGAGACACAGCAAAAACAUGGGGACAGCAUUCUACUCACUCCUCGGUACAACACCACCAUCACGUACCCCAGAACGCAUUUCUUUCGAUUGGUUUACAGACCUCACUAGCCAUUGCUCUCCACAAACUUCCCGAGGGUUUUAUUACCUAUGCUACCAACCACGCGAGCCCAACACUAGGCUUGACAGUCUUCCUUGCUCUUUUUAUUCACAACAUUACUGAUGGGUUCGCGUUGGCUCUACCUUUGUUUCUGGCUCUCAGGUCAAGAACAAAAGCAAUCGUUUGGGCUAGCGUGUUGGGAGGAUUCAGUCAACCAGCUGGAGCAGGACUCGCAGCUCUGUGGAUAUGGUUUACCGAGAGACAUCGAGAUCCAUCUGACACCGAGGGGACCUCAUGGGGUGUUUACGGAGGCAUGUUUGCAGUCACCGCGGGGAUCAUGACCUCCGUUGGUCUCCAACUAUUCAGCGAGGGUUUAUGCCUGACGCAUAACCGGAACAUUUGCAUUGGCUCUGCUAUUGCUGGUAUGGGGUUGUUGGGCGUUAGUUUCGCAUUGACGGCGUGA